AAAAAAACUGUUGUAAACCGGAAGAGUAUUGAAUUGUGACCCGGAUGUGGAGGCUCUUGAUAGAAGGAGGGAAGUGUUAUGAUUUUACACAAAUUUGUACUCUCCGGUGAGUGUUGAUUACACACUGACUGGGUUGAGAGCAAGCAGAUAAAGCUAGUGUUGCAGUUUGUUCCUGAUCUGGUUACGUGAGUUUCCAUCAUGUCUGUCGUGCCACCCAACCGAUCAUCAACCGGUUGGCCGCGUGGAGUGAAUCAAUUCGGGAACAAAUACAUAAGCACCCCAACAAAACCGCUCACGCUGGAAAGGACCAUUAACUUGUACCCCCUGACCAACUACACGUUCGGCACGAAGGAACCUCUCUAUGAGAAAGACAGCUCGGUCGCGGCGCGUUUCCAGCGGAUGCGGGAGGAGUUCGAGAAAAUCGGCAUGAGGAGGACAGUGGAGGGCGUCCUGAUUGUGCAUGAACACAGACUGCCGCACGUCCUGCUGCUGCAGCUGGGAACCACUUUCUUUAAGCUACCCGGUGGAGAGCUGAACCCCGGUGAAGAUGAAGUGGAAGGGUUGAAGCGACUGAUGACAGAGAUUCUGGGACGUCAGGAUGGGGUGAAGCAGGACUGGGUUAUUGACGACUGCAUUGGGAAUUGGUGGAGGCCGAACUUCGAACCCCCACAGUACCCUUACAUUCCAGCUCACAUCACCAAGCCCAAAGAGCAUAAAAAGCUGUUCCUGGUCCAGCUGCAAGAGAAAGGUAAGCACCUCUGGUCCUUUUCCCAUACCGUGUUGGCUGAACACGGGUGGGGUUGUGUACCUUAGUGCACGGUUAUGUUUAGUGGUUAAAUAUGAAGAUGAUCAUCAUUCAGAAAUAGUCAUUGAAUUUCAUUUUGAAAGCACAUUUGUGCCUUUUCAGUUUCAUGCUGGCACUGGUAACACAGCUCUGACUGGUGAUAGUCAUUCCCAUUUUUUACAGCUGUGCUUAUGAUUACCCAUUUUCAUUACACACUUAUGGAAAAUUGCUUGAUCUUUAUCUACAUAAAAUCUUUAAAAUGAAUCAAUAAAUCAAAACGAAUGCAAAAA
Molecule: messenger RNA, 1074 nt
Organism: Paramormyrops kingsleyae
Lineage: Eukaryota; Metazoa; Chordata; Actinopteri; Osteoglossiformes; Mormyridae
Source: RefSeq, a predicted model, not a curated record